UGUUAACUUCUCAAGAACAACUCUGCUCUGUGGAGUUUGUUACUGUAAUACGUGACACCCUUAUCUUCUGCCUCCCCCAUUCCCUUUUGACUUGUCCAUCUAAUUGUUAUUAGACCAUAAUAGAAAAAGCAUAAAGUGAUCUAUGUCACCAGGAAACCAUGUAUGGUUUAAUGCAUAUCUGGUAUUUAAAAGAUUUAUUAACAUGAAGUGCCAUGGCUGCAAAUCACAGAAUAUAUGACUGACAUCAUCUCUUGGUCUUUAGCCCCGAAUUUAAUUAUAAGUCUCGAUAAUUCAGUAAAAUUUAUUCGAAGAAAACACUGAAUGAAGAACAGAUACUUUAGCCAGUAUCAUAUAACGCACUGAACAGAGUAGACACAAAAACAAGCAAACUGGAAGUGUAAAAGAAUCUGCCCGCACAUAAAAUAAACUAGCGUAGGAUGACUGCAAUUUGUGGCAUGAAUAUAUUAUCAUUUGUACGGUAAUUCUGUGCCAAAACCUGGGUAUAAAAAUGGCUCCCUUCAAUCGACUGCCAGAGGCACAAACUAGAUUCCCAUCAGACAUAAUGGCUACUAGUCCAAUGACCUGGAUCUAACUCAUGUGGAAUAAUGCACAGUCUGUUAAGGUAUCCAUCUUCUUCCUGUUUGUUCUAAUAUGUCUCUAAACUCUAAAUCAGGACUCUGAAAAUAGCAGUCUAGCAGUCUAGCUGCCUUUCUUGGCAAACAGCCCACUUGUCCUCCCUCUCUUUUCCUUACUACCACAUUACCACAGAAAACUGAAGCCACCGACACGCCUCUCACAGACUUGUCAGACUCUCUUUCAUUCAGUGUGCCAGACAGUCACAAACACACACCACAUGCCAGUGUGUUCUUAACACAGUACCACUCAAGCAUCACUUCAAAUACUGAACAAGAAUUAUUUUAAGAGUGAUCACUGCAUUUUGCAAUACGUGUUAACUUCAUUACUUUUACUGCUCAAUUUUCUACAAUGAAUGGGUUGAAUACUAUUUAAGGACCCGCUAUCUCCGCAAAGGAUGUGUUAAUAAUUAGUCAGUGCACCAAACAUUCAAACUAGUGAUUCAGUACUGCUAACCUUCACACUACAGUGAUGUAACAAAACAGUUUUAUCAUCUUUUGUUAUUAUACAUGUGUAAAUCAUCAGUUGUAAGUGUUUUCAGCAUGUGGCUCUUGGUGUUGCUCUUACUUACAGUGAACUAUAGUGCAGGUCUCAAUGAAGAAGACAUGAAGAAAAUAUACGUGUGUCCAUCAGACUUUGUCCGUAACGGUAACAGUUGCUACUACUUCAGUACUCACAUGGCAACAUGGCAAGGGGCUCACUUUGCAUGUAAAGAUAAGGACAGCGAGCUGGCAAGGAUGGAAAAAGGCUGGGAAGAUCGAAACAUGAGAAGUUACCUCAAUAAACCAGAGUUAGCUCGUUUAGAACGCUGGAUUGGAGGAAUAUACAACUGGGAGACCAAACGAUGGGUUUGGGGAGCAACAGGACGCCGUCUUAGUUACCAGGGAUUUUCUCGCCGUUCACCAUCUGAAGAUCCAACUUGGCACUGUAUUGUUAUGGAUCCAAUCAUGAUGUACAAAUGGGGAACAAGGAGCUGUGUUCAUCGCAAACAUUAUAUCUGUGAAAAGCCUUUGCAGAUGGUCAUGGUGCCAGAAGACAACACACUGGGGCAACAUUCUGAGAGGCGCUCAAACAGAAGACGUAGGCUGCGCUUACAAAACGUUCGCCAGUAAAACACCACUUGGAUGUUCAAAAACGUAAAAUAAGUACAUGACGACAUUCAAUUCUGGGUGCUUCACACCGUGCUGGGAAAUCUUGAGGAACACUUUUAUGGAACCAGAUAAGAACAAUUACAAGUUUUAGUAUGUAAUCAUAAUAAUUCAUCAAUGACACUACACACACUGGUUCGUUCAUCGAUAGUUUUAUUAAGCAUGUGUAAGGUCUCCCCCCCUUCAUAUGUCUACACUCUUAUAGGACAAGGAUUUGCAGGUAUAUACAUAUUUAUGGCCUUGCGUAGUUUUGUUCCCCCUUUCCACGAGGCAAAAUUCUGUCCUGUGCUGUAAUGCGUCUCUGACAAAUCAGUGUGUGUUACAGGCAAAGAAGGUUUGUGGAAUACCGUAUUAUAGUGACAACAUAAAACAGUACACUCUUUGGUUGUAAGUUGCCAGCGACCUACAUUACUGAAGAUGACAAGAUAGCAAAAGAUGCCCCUACGUUUAUUACAAGUAAGUGCCAGCAAAGGAAACAAAUUCAAGCUUCUCUUUGUUUGAUCACUUGAAUUUGUUCAUGAAUCUAUCCAAUUCAAACUGAAAUCAAUUUAAUGGUACCAACAUAAAAGUGAAGUUCCCAUUCACACACAAAUUCCGGCUGUAAAGAAAAAACAUGUGAAUUUCUUUCUGAUGAUUUUCAUCCGAUCAAGAGACCCACAAAUUGACAAUCACUACAGUCAGAUCAGUGGUACAAAAAAGUCAUCCCUUAUUAAAAUAAGCCACAGAGGGUGUGUUUAUUCAUUCAUGUUCACAUUGAGUAAUGUAAAAUGGAAACUAUUCUUUGGUCCCAUGCAACAAACGUCAGUUGUAUCUAGCAAGCUUGUGACUUAUGAAGAACCAUACCAUGUACUUAUUACAGAUAAUGUAAUGGGCUUUCGUCCUAAGUAUAAGAAAAUGUUCGUUCUCAUCAUAAUCAAACAUGAAACUGUCAAUAAUGCUGUAAAUGUGAGAGAGAAUCCUGUUUCUAAUGAAAAAAUAUCGCUGACAAACAGAAAUUCUUCUCAAAUCAAAAUGAGAAAUAAAAUUAUCAAGUUGAA
Messenger RNA from Zootermopsis nevadensis, 2818 nucleotides. Its product is annotated as lectin BRA-2-like. Gene Ontology annotation, biological process: positive regulation of natural killer cell mediated cytotoxicity; stimulatory C-type lectin receptor signaling pathway. NCBI's taxonomy places the organism in Eukaryota, Metazoa, Arthropoda, Insecta, Blattodea, Termopsidae. The record is from RefSeq and is a predicted model, not a curated record.